Messenger RNA from Protopterus annectens (West African lungfish), 3143 nucleotides. RefSeq names its product BLOC-1 related complex subunit 6 (gene BORCS6). Bases 419 to 1753 code for a protein of 444 amino acids. Gene Ontology annotation, cellular component: BORC complex. The record is from RefSeq and is a predicted model, not a curated record. Lineage: Eukaryota; Metazoa; Chordata; Ceratodontiformes; Protopteridae. Gene Ontology annotation, biological process: lysosome localization. The transcript has 6 exons.
GAUUUAGAAGAAGGACUUCGUCUCUUGGCAACCUUCUUCCUUUGGGAGGAGUUUAAGUUGUGGUUCUGUGUGUUGGUAAAUAAUCGAAAAGAAGGGGUUUGACGAUGCCUGAUAUAUGCUGGGUUGUUUUUCACGUGUAUGUUUUCAGUCCUGAUGCUCGUGGCCUUUUCCUGUACUGAUUAUCUUCGGUCUCCAAAAGUGCAAAUCAGGAUUUGGAUUAAGAGAGUUUGACACUGGUACAGAAUAGGAGCUACGAAGUGUGAUGAUAGUGUCAUUUUAAAAGUGUCAGAAGCUAUGUAGCAGGUUUUACAAGGAAUGAGUGCUGCAGAGCCCUGGUGUAGAAUUGUUUCAUUGCACCUGGUUUCAUGUUUUGUGUUAGCUGUACAUCAGUUCUUUAAAAGAACAGGAUUUUAAUUAUAUGCAUAUGAUGACUUCAGAUGUCGGCAUGCAUUCCCCUGAUGGGUUUGGAGCAGGACUGCAGCAUUCAGAAGAGCAGAAGAGUGAGGGUGUUUCUUUCCACAACUGCAGUGUAGAGCAUGUAGAAGUCCAGGGAAGCAAAAUUGUUCCAUCUUCAGAAGUGAAAGACGCAAGGCUCAAGUCGAAUGUGAACACUACAGCUUUGGGUAACGUGGGAAAACUAGAAAAUUCGGAUAUAUCCAGGGGUACUGGAGCAGUGUCUGAACAUUAUUCUGGUGACUCCCUUCACUACAGUAAUGAGGAACUGUAUUUUGAAAGAAUUGUCUCCCAAAGUCUCCCAGAGAAGGAAUACAGAUUGAAAGCUGAUGCAUCAGCAGAGAAUUCAGCGGCAGACCAUGCAAGCGGCCAGACAUUAGGGGAACAGACUUGUGUACAAGAUGGCCUUGCAGAUGGUGAAUCUAAAGGAAAAACACAGAGCCACCAAACAGACAGUAGUUUUGAAAACACACUUUGCAUACAGGGCAGUGGUGAAUCUGUUGCAUUCUUUGAGGGACCUGUUAGCCCUACACAUAUGAAAUCUCGGAUUAAUCCUUUCAAUAAUCUACCUGCUCAGGUGGCCGAGACACCUGGUCCUGCAGACACUCGCCAUGGACAACAUGUGAUGGCAGAGGUGUACAUUAAAAAUACUGCAGAGGAAGUGCAAAAUGUGAAGGAGCCAAAGUGUCCUCUAAAGCAGGUAGAUCCUGCUAAUCGUAUUUUAGGUCGCUUACAGGACAGUAAAAGUUUGGAUGCAAUAAGCCAAGUGUGUGACGGUGGCAGGGCCAGUAAUGGAAAACUUGAAGGAAGAAGAGCUACGAUUUCCAGUGCUUUGGAAUUGGAAGGGACUGUCAGCCAUGAGGGUAAUCUCACAAACUUUGUGGCAAACAAUCUGCAGAUGAAAAUCAAGCUGAGUUCCAGACAGAGCCUUGACUUAGACAACAGUAGUCGAAUCCAAGGUGUUUCAAGGAAAACUGCAGAUAUCCCACCAAUAGAUCCUGGUGUCCUGAAAGAUCUGGAUGUUAUGUCACAGGAUGUAGCACAGAAAGUAGAUUACAUGUUGAAAAGCUUGAACAGCAUAAUUCAAAAUAUGACUGCUCUGAGUGUGGGAUACAUUCAGACAUAUCGUGAUUCUGUGGACAGCCUUGGAGAAUCUGUGGACAUGAGUAUUAAAGGAAUGUAUACUCUAAUGGCUCGUUGUGAAGAGCUUGACCGAUCCAUGCAGCCAAUCCAUGUAUUAGCCAAACAAAUUCGUGAAAUCAAGCGAACCUUGGAAGUAUUUGAAGCUGUAUGCAAGUAACUACCGGACAGCGCUUUAACUAUUCCCAUCUACUCAUAGACGUACUACAGUUAAGAAAUAGAAGCGGACACUAUCUUGUUUCAUUUGAUUGAGCUGUUCUGUAUGCUCUGCCUGUGCAGCUCAUUGAAAAACUGUAUGGAAUGAAAGUAUUAACUGAAGAACUCGCAUUCAAUAUGUGCUGGCAGUAAAUUCUUUGGUGACACUCCCAACAAAAAAAGAAGUCUGCAUCGCUGCCAGGUUGCAGACUGCACUUCCACGUUAUGUCGAGAGUUUUCACAUCACUUAGGUCAUGUUUCAUUUUAGCUUUUUGGACUUCUCUUAAACUGUAUUUCUGAAUAAGUUGAUAAAAUAUGUAGUUUGAUUUUAGCCUUGUGGGCAGUAUUUAGGGGCAGAAUAGUUAAUUUUUUUUUGUGGUUAAUAGCAGCCUCAUCUAUAAAUAAGAUGAUACUUUAUUUUCCAUGUUUCUUGAAAUUGUAAUCAUUCCCUUAAGCUUGCCUGCUUGAUUGUGAUUACAUCGUUCAUAUUAUUGCACUAAGCUGAGUACACACCAAGGACAGAAACCUCAGUGUUCACGGGUAAUGGUAAAUUAAUCUUAAAAAAAAAAAAGUGUUAUUUUGGAGUAUGUUGCUUAAUUUGGAAUACUGCAGAUUGCACUUUUAGAACAGGAGAAAAUGUUGCAGGUACCAGUUAUGUUGUCUCAUAAAAGAUAUUCAUAAAAUGUGCUCAGUCCUACCUGCAGCUGUUAGUAUGGUAUAUUUUUGUCCGUAAACUGCAGACUGCAGCCAUUUACUGACCAGUGAAGCAGAAAGGUGGCAUCAGUAAAGGUAGUCCUUAGUAGAGUAUAAAUGCUUAUAUUUCCAAUUAACAGAAACCUAACAUUUCAUUGAUUUAAUUUUUAGACAAUUCCAAUAUUUGAGCACCUGUAACUGAUUCACUUACAAUAACAUUUUCUCUUUGUUUCUGUUUUUCCCACCUGUAAACCUGUCUGGUAUUCUCCAGAUCAUUGUUGAGAUGCUUUUGGAGUUAAAAUUUGCUUGAUUUUUUUUUUUUUUUUUUUUUUUACCUUGGUCCUUUCCUGGGCUUAAAGUUGUGUCAUAACCUCCUAUCUGUGAUAUGGUAAAAAGUGAUUGGCAGCAUUACAUUGUAAUUUGCUUAUCUUUCUUCAUCCUGCUGUUCCACAAAAGGUACGGUGUGGCUUAAAUAGAACUUAACUGCCAGUACAGCAGUCAGUAAAAUAUGUAGUAGUAUUGUCCUGAUGUUUGGAUAUUCUUCAGAUGUGACAGCAAGAACCCUCCCCAUUUCUUGUUUUGUAAUCCUUAGAUUGGCUGCUUUAUUGUUUUCUGAGCCAGUCCAUUGUUCAUGGUUGCUCCAGCAUAAAAGAUUUUGCUUA